AAAAAAAAAAGAGGAGCUGCUUCCUUUUCUGGUUUUCUCUACGUUCACAGCGAUUGCCACAAGCACCACCAUAACACCCUCCCCCCAAUCCUAGGGUUUUUGGAGGGUUUUCAUCUCCAUAGUCGCUUCUGUUUCAAGCUCUUGGGCUGUUUAGAUUCCGAUGGCGAAACCCUCAGCUGGAGGGGGUGGCUCACCCGCUUCUGUACGGAUUGUCGUGGCUGGUGAAAAGGGUACCGGAAAAUCUAGCUUGAUUGUCGCUGCUGCCACUGAUACUUUCCCUCCCAAUGUCCCUCCUGUUCUGCCCGAUACCAAGUUGCCGUCUGAUUUUUUCCCCGAUCGCAUUCCCAUCACCAUUGUUGACACUUCCUCGAGACCUGAAGAUAGGGGAAAGCUUGCUAAAGAACUGAAGCAAGCAGAUGCAGUUGUUUUGACAUAUGCAUGCAAUCGCCCUGAGACUCUCGAUCGGUUGAGUGAAUACUGGCUUCCUGAGCUACGGCAAUUAGAGGUGAAUGUUCCUGUUAUAGUGGCAGGGUGUAAGCUUGACUUGAGAGAUGACAAAUAUCAGGUCAACCUCGAGCAAGUUAUGUCUCCAAUUAUGCAACAAUUCCGGGAGAUUGAGACUUGUAUCGAGUGCUCUGCACAAAAGCUGAUCCAGGCCUAUGAAGUUUCAUACUAUGCACAGAAAGCAGUCCUUCACCCCACAGGACCUCUAUUUGAUCAAGAAACCCAAUCGUUAAAACCCCGGUGUGUAAGAGCCUUGAAACGUAUAUUUAUUCUCUGCGACCAUGACAGAGAUGGUGCUCUCAGUGAUGCUGAAUUGAAUGAUUUUCAGGUCAAAUGCUUCAAUGCCCCAUUGCAGCCUUCUGAAAUUGAAGGCGUUAAGAGGGUUGUGCAAGAAAAAUUUCCGGAAGGAGUUAACGACAGAGGGCUGACAUUGACUGGUUUCUUGUUUCUACAUGCACUUUUUAUCGAGAAAGGCCGGCUUGAGACAACCUGGACUGUGCUGAGGAAAUUUGGGUAUAAUAAUGACAUAAGGCUUGGUGAUGAAUCGAUUCCUUUUUCAGCAUUCAAGCGCGCUCCUGAUCAGAGUGUUGAGCUGACAAAUGUAGCUAUUGAAUUCCUGAGGGGAAUCUAUGACUUGUUUGACGGCGAUGGUGAUAAUAACCUAAAAAUUCCGGAGAUCGAGGAUCUAUUUUCGACUGCACCUGAUAUUCCUUGGAAGGAAGCUCCUUAUGUUGAUGCUGCGGAGAAAACCGCCCUUGGAGGACUAUCUCUUGAUGCUUUCUUGUCACUGUGGUCACUGAUGACUCUUUUAGACCCAGCUCGGAGUGUGGAAUAUUUGAUUUACAUUGGGUUCCCAUCUGAUCCGUCCUCUGCCAUCCGUGUUACAAGGAGAAGAUGCUUAGAUCGCAAGAAGCAACAGUCGGAAAGAACAGUUUUCCAGUUAUUCGUCUUUGGACCCGAGAACUCAGGGAAAUCUGCAUUAAUGAACUGUUUUCUUGGAAGGUCGUAUUCUGACAAUCAAGAAUCAUCUACCAAUGACCGCUAUGCAGUAAAUGUGGUUGCUGAAUCCGGGGGGGCAAAAAAAACCCUCGUGCUGCGGGAAAUUCCGGAAGAUGGAGUUAAAGAACUGCUUUCAUCCAAAGAAUCAUUGGCUGAGUGUGAUAUAGCAGUCUUUAUGUAUGACAAUUCUGACGAGUCGUCGUAUAAGAGAACAACUGAGUUGCUAGUGGAAAUCGCGACACAUGGGGAAGACACCGGCUUUGAGGUCCCUUGCCUCGUGGUUUCUGCAAAAGACGAUCGCGACUCAUUCUCGAUCCACCAGACCGUACAAGAACCCUUCAGGGUUACACAAGAUAUGGGUAUUGAACCUCCAAUACCCGUCAGCUCGAAAUUAGGUGAUUUUGGUAACUUAUUCCGCAAGAUCUUAACGGCGGCAGGACAUCCCCAUUUGGGUAUUCCGGAGACUGAAGCAAGGAAAAGCCGUAAACGUUACCGCAGGCUAAUCAACCGUUCUCUCACAGUAGUUUCGGUUGGGGCUGCGGUUGCGAUCCUUGGACUGUCUGCAUACCGACUCUACGCAGCAAGAACAAGAACUUCUACCUGAGGAUAUGUUUCAUUUCGUUGUCUCUUUUAAGGUUCAUUCAUGGGAGAGGUGUUCUGUCGGGAAAAAAAAUAGUCAUGGAUCCUUAGGAAGAGAACGAAGAGUCGACAUGAUUUAUGAAAUUGUUUUGUGCAGCUGCUUUGUUCAAAUUCUGUAUCCUUUUUAAUUCUAGAAUUGGGCAUUUUCACCCCGUCUAUUGAAAUUGACUGCAUCUGAAUUGUAGUCUUUUAGCAUGUAUCAAAAGUUAAGAUCUUUCUCCGUAAAUUUAUUUAAUUUUAGGGUUCUUUAGUAAAA
Molecule: messenger RNA, 2398 nt
Organism: Tarenaya hassleriana
Lineage: Eukaryota; Viridiplantae; Streptophyta; Magnoliopsida; Brassicales; Cleomaceae
Product: mitochondrial Rho GTPase 1-like
Exons: 16
Coding region: 161-2107 (648 amino acids)
Biological process (GO): mitochondrion organization; small GTPase-mediated signal transduction; regulation of mitochondrion organization
Cellular component (GO): mitochondrial outer membrane
Molecular function (GO): calcium ion binding; GTPase activity; GTP binding
Source: RefSeq, a predicted model, not a curated record